AUGGCAGAGCCACUCCUCUCAGAUUUGUGCACUAUCUGCCACAUAUUGACUCCGAAAUAUACCUGCCCGAAAUGCUCCACCAAAACUUGCUCCCUUAAAUGCUCUCGCCGUCACAAACUAUGGUCUUCAUGUUCUGGAGUCCGCGACCCUACCACAUUCAAACCGCGCUCGGAACUCCUCACACCUAGCGGUGUCGAUCACGAUUACAACUUCCUGCAUUCCAUAGAGGCAAAAAUCGAACGUAGUGAGAAAGAGAUUGUGGAAGAUAGAAAGCUUGUCAGCGAAUCAGAACUGAGAGAGGCCAGAGGAGGUGUUGAAAGGAAACACAAGGGAAGGUCUUCUAACCAAGAUCGGAAGUAUAAUCUGCUUCCAGGAGAGGUUUUGAUAGACAAGUGUUUGAGACUUAUGGGAAUCCGAGUGAUGCGUGCCCCCGUAGGUAUGGCUCGACGGCGGGAGAAUAAGACCAAUUGGUCAAAGCCUCAUAAGAGUAUCAAUUGGCAAGUCGAAUGGAUCAAAGAGGGAGAAAAAGAAAAGGGAAAAGAAGAAAAGUUGAUGGCGAAAUGUAUGGGCAAUAUUCCAUUGGGUGUAAUGUGGAGCAGGACAUGUGAAGCGGUUGAAAGAGAAAAUAUGGGAAGUGAAGAGAAGUCGGCCCUGAAGAAGAGAAAGGCGAGUGAUCUGAGGGUCAGAGAACGGUUGGCUAAAAGAGCAAAGAUCGAAGCGACCAGGCAAUCUUCGGUUCCUAUGGUUGGAAUUGCUUAUUUACAAGAGCCGACGACUGGUGCUUGGAACAUCCCGAUACCUUCGACAACAGCUCGUUCAAGUCCGGAUCCAUCAAAAGUUUCGACGCAUACUCCAGCCUUAGAAGAAUACAAAGAAGACUUCUACCUCCAACGUGUCCCGACACCAUCCUCAUUCCCGAAAGUACUGGUUCAACUCGAUCCUACGUUGCAUCUCACGGAUCAAUUACGAGGCCGCGCUGUGCUGGAAUAUCCUACGAUAUACGUUUUCGCAAAGUGUUCUUCGCUGCCCAAAGGUUUCAUGCUGGAGAAAGAGUUCUUGCAGAAGACUGGACAGCAAGCUUUAGAUGAGAGUGAGGAGAGUAGUAGCGAAAGUAGCGACGGUAGUGAGGAUAGUGAGAGUAGUGAAGACGAUAGUGAGGAUGGUAGCGAGGAUGAGGGUAGUGAUAGCAGUGACACGGAAGAGGGCGAAAUUAGUAAUGGAUGA
Molecule: messenger RNA, 1224 nt
Organism: Glarea lozoyensis ATCC 20868
Lineage: Eukaryota; Fungi; Ascomycota; Leotiomycetes; Helotiales; Helotiaceae
Product: HIT/MYND zinc finger-like protein
Exons: 1
Coding region: 1-1224 (407 amino acids)
Biological process (GO): box C/D snoRNP assembly; snoRNA localization; maturation of LSU-rRNA from tricistronic rRNA transcript (SSU-rRNA, 5.8S rRNA, LSU-rRNA)
Cellular component (GO): nucleus; pre-snoRNP complex
Source: RefSeq, a predicted model, not a curated record